This is a messenger RNA of Mytilus trossulus (common blue mussel), 1670 nucleotides long. RefSeq lists its product as uncharacterized. The transcript is spliced from 6 exons. Gene Ontology annotation, molecular function: protein binding. Bases 183 to 1580 code for a protein of 465 amino acids. NCBI's taxonomy places the organism in Eukaryota, Metazoa, Mollusca, Bivalvia, Mytilida, Mytilidae. The record is from RefSeq and is a predicted model, not a curated record.
GUAAUACACAUUACCUUAUUUGAAAACAUGUCAAACAUAAAUGACUAAUGAUGUUUUUGAAUUUAAGAGAGAUUCAAUUUAAUUCGAAUUACGUCUUAACUUUUGAAACCUAGACGAAACCUUGUAUCAUGUCGGAUUAUAAACGUAAAUUAAAGGAGUAAGAAAGUUAACGCACAGAGUUCAUGAAGGAAAGAACACUAUUUCACUUGUGUGUUUUUGUAUUUACAACUACUCAAUACCUAACAGUUGAAUCAUGUGAUACUGACCAGUUCCAGUGUACCAAUGGUCAGUGUAUUCCAGCCAAAGCCAGAUGCGAUGAUAAUUUUGAAUGUUCAGAUUAUUCUGAUGAACUUAACUGCAUAUUUGUUCAACCUUGUCCCGAAGCUCUCUACCGAUGUGAAACAGGACAAUGUGUUGAUAACAAAGCUAAAUGUACUUCAUCAGAGUCUGUUAUGCCGUCACCAUCAUCUUUUGUGGAUGAUCAGCUAGUUUCAACGGUCACAGCAUAUAUUCCUAGUCAAUCAUCAUAUCAUCAGGCGACACAGAUGCCUACAUCUACCGAAAUUUCCGAAAAACUACAUUCGUCAUCUACUCUAUUGGACGCAAUCAAUUACACACCCAGUUUGAAGCAGACGACUAUAUGGACAGAUUCAUUUACAUCCUAUAUCACUGCAUCAAAACCUAGUCAUACAGCAAGUAAAACGUUUUUACAGUUAUAUUCAACACAAUCCACAACAUUGAAUGUGUCUCCAGAAUCAAAUCUACAGCCCAGAAAAAGUGGGACGUCACAAGUAUCUUUGUCAUCUUUGGAACCAUCAACCACUGUUGACCAGUUAUCAAAUAUCAUAUCAUCAAAUACAGACCAACGAACAACAACACAAACUUAUAUCAAGUCGAACUUUAUAGCUUCUUCGAUGACUAUUGAGGCUAGCAAAAGUAUGCAUUUUGAGACAUCAGAACUUGAUAUAACAACAAAUCAUCACUCUUUUCUGUUUGUUAAUUUCUCAAGUAUGGUAUCGUCAAAACCUUUACAGUCAGUAAACUCAACGCCUUUAACGUAUUUAUCAACAAAAUCAUUUCUUCACACUUCGGGAGAUAUGUCUAUGUUCUCGGCAUCGGAACGAAGCGUACAUACCUCAUUGUACACGACAUUACCGCCAAACAAAUUUACAUCAAGAGACGUACAGUCCAUUUUACCUCCGUUGACAUCAUCUGAACAGCAAAGAACAUCAACACCACUAAAUGGUCUGCUUGAGACUACAUCAAGUAGUACCGAACAUCCGACGAUAAAAACGACACCUUCAUUUGAAAGUACCGUUCCGGAAGAUAAAAGAGAUAAUGGUACAGCCUUUCCUUAUUGGGUCAUUGUCAUUAUAGUUGUCGUUACUUUGAUUGUCAUGACGACUUUGUAUAUCAUAUACAGACAUUAUGUCAGGAAAAGGACGAGGAAAAAAGAGUUUGGUAGUAUAACCAGUAUGGAUAUGGUCCACCCAGACAUUGUACCAAAGGAUACAAAACAUAAAUUUCAUGGAGGAAUGAUUCAAACAUCGUCUUUCAACAGAGUACACCAAUACCAUUGAUCUCUAAUAUUAAUAGCUAGUAUUACAUAUUUCCACGUGCCAAAUCAUCUAAUUUUUUUACAUUAAUUUAAACAUGAAAUUCCUUACCAA